Cooperia oncophora is the source of this 285-nucleotide messenger RNA. NCBI's taxonomy places the organism in Eukaryota, Metazoa, Nematoda, Chromadorea, Rhabditida, Trichostrongylidae. The record is from the annotation of a GenBank genome assembly.
AUGAAAUCAAGGAAUAACUGUACAUUGCUCCAGGUCAAUGACGUAGACCAAGCAUCAUUUGGAGAUCUCGGACUGUUCGGAGCUGAAUUCCUUGAGAAAUUACUAACCGAAAUACUGCAAAUCGGUAUCGCGAUGCCAUCCAUGCAGGGAGUCCUAUUGAAAAGCCCACGACUAACAUUUCACGAGCGUUAUCUUCGAGUGGUGACGUACUUCAAGUUGGACGAGUAUUUCACCGGUGAUCUCGUACAAAGUGCUGUAAAGCAGACGCUCAAUCAUGUCGGAUGA